Juglans regia (Persian walnut) is the source of this 1203-nucleotide messenger RNA. RefSeq names its product protein FAR-RED IMPAIRED RESPONSE 1-like. The coding region runs from base 1 to 1203 and encodes 400 amino acids. Gene Ontology annotation, biological process: regulation of DNA-templated transcription. NCBI's taxonomy places the organism in Eukaryota, Viridiplantae, Streptophyta, Magnoliopsida, Fagales, Juglandaceae. The transcript is spliced from 3 exons. The record is from RefSeq and is a predicted model, not a curated record.
AUGGAUAAAGAGAGAGAUGAAAGGCCACCUAGGCCUUCUACAUUGAUCUCACCGACACAGGGAGAGGCCAAGGGGACCGAGGCCGAGGGGACUAAUCAAGUAUCAGAUGAUGAAGGAGUUGAAGAGCCAAAACCUGGUAUGGAAUUUGCCACUGAUAAAGAGUUUAUGGCCUAUUACAAGAGAUAUACUAAGCAACAAGGUUUUAGUGUUAUAAUACAAAGGACGAAGAGAGAGGCAGAUGAGAGUGCAAAGUAUCUAACAAUUGGGUGUGCGCGGGGCGGCAAGUAUCAUCCUAGUCGCAGUAAUAUCUCGAGAUCAAGACCAACAACUAAAACCGAUUGUAUGGCGAGGAUAAAUACUCAUUUGGUGAAGAGUGUAUGGGUGGUGACCACUGUUGAGAUUGCCCAUAAUCAUAGUACUUUCAGCCUACAAAAGUUUAGGUUUUUUAGAUCGUACAAAUGUUUGGAUGAAUACAGUCAAAUGAUACUAGAUUUCAAUGAGAGAGCAAGUAUUCGAAUGAAUAAUAAUUUCGGAGCAAUUGUUGCUGAUGCGAGGGGGGAUUUCCAAGAGAAAGACUGUCGAAAUUUUAUGAACAAAGCCAGGCAGUUAAGGUUGGGUAAAGGAGGUGGUGAUGCACUUAUUGACUACUUUAAGAGGAUGAGGUUGAUCAAUGAUGUGGAUGAAGACUUGAGAAUCAUAAAUGUGUUCUGGACUGAUGCACGAAGUCGAGCAACGUAUGAGUAUUUUGGAGAUGUUAUCACUUUCAAUACAACAUACCUAACAAAUAAAUACGGUAUACCUUUUGCUCCCUUUGUUGGGGUCAACCAUCAUGGACAGUCUAUACUGUUAGGGGUUGACUUGAUUUCAAGUGAGGACACAGCUACUUUUGUUUGGUUGUUUCGCACAUGGUUGCAGUGCAUGGAUGAUCGAGCUCCAAAAGCGAUCAUAACAGAUCAAGACCGAGCAAUGAAGUCUGCUAUUGCAUUGAAGUAUGACCAAGGUGAUAAUGCAUCGUUGCAAGAGUUGUACAAUGAGAGGUCGUUCUGGGUACCAACUUACUUGAAGGGUCUAUUUUGGGCUAGCAUGAGCAUUACACAACGGUUUGAAAGCAUGAAUGCUUUCUUCGAUGGAUUUGUGCAUUCUGGUAUGACAUUGAAAGAAUUCGUAGAUCAAUUUGAUAAUGCUUCGAGGAAGAAGGUGUAA